This is a messenger RNA of Durio zibethinus, 1595 nucleotides long. RefSeq names its product isocitrate dehydrogenase [NAD] catalytic subunit 5, mitochondrial. NCBI's taxonomy places the organism in Eukaryota, Viridiplantae, Streptophyta, Magnoliopsida, Malvales, Malvaceae. Gene Ontology annotation, cellular component: mitochondrion. The record is from RefSeq and is a predicted model, not a curated record. Gene Ontology annotation, biological process: tricarboxylic acid cycle; isocitrate metabolic process. Gene Ontology annotation, molecular function: magnesium ion binding; isocitrate dehydrogenase (NAD+) activity; NAD binding.
ACUGGCCAUAUUUCGGAAUUACAUUAGUUUUACAAUAAUUUUUAGAAAUUUGGUUUUUAUUCAACGCAAUCGAAAAGUUGCGACCCAGCCAGCCAACGCGAUCAAUGGCGACGCAGGUCCUGAGACGACGACUUGGUCAGAUUCUUUCCCAGGCCAACCCUAAACCUAACUCGAAGCUCUCCUUAGCGAAAGCUUUCUCUUCCGCUACCGCUCCCAUCCGAGCCACUCUCUUCCCCGGCGACGGCAUCGGCCCCGAGAUCGCUGAGUCCGUCAAACAGGUUUUUAAAACAGCUGAAGUGACCAUUGAAUGGGAAGAGCAUUAUGUUGGGGACCAAAUUGAUCCAAGAACUCAGAGUUUUCUAACUUGGGAAAGUUUAGAAUCAGUAAGAAGGAAUGGGGUAGGCUUGAAAGGUCCAAUGGCUACUCCUAUUGGUAAAGGUCAUAGGUCUUUGAACCUUACUCUAAGGAAAGAACUUAAUCUCUACGCCAAUGUCAGGCCGUGUUAUAGCCUCCCGGGAUAUAAGACUCGGUAUGAUGAUGUAAAUCUCAUCACUAUUCGUGAAAACACGGAAGGGGAGUACAGUGGACUCGAGCAUCAAGUGGUGAGAGGUGUGGUUGAAAGUCUCAAGAUUAUUACUCGUCAGGCAAGCUUGAGGGUGGCUGAAUAUGCUUUUCAUUAUGCUAAGACCCAUGGAAGACAGAGAGUUUCUGCAAUUCAUAAAGCCAAUAUUAUGCAGAAAACGGAUGGUCUUUUUCUCAAGUGCUGCCGUGAAGUUUCAGAGAAAUACCCUGAGAUAACGUAUGAGGAAGUAGUCAUUGACAAUUGCUGUAUGAUGCUUGUGAAGAAUCCAGCACUUUUUGAUGUAUUGGUGAUGCCUAACCUCUAUGGUGACAUUAUCAGUGACCUCUGUGCUGGAUUGAUUGGGGGCUUGGGCUUAACACCAAGUUGCAAUAUUGGUGAAGGAGGAAUAGCACUUGCUGAAGCUGUUCAUGGCUCAGCACCUGAUAUUGCCGGAAAGAAUGUGGCAAAUCCAACUGCUUUAUUAUUGAGUGCGGUCACAAUGUUGCGCCACUUAAAUCUCCAUGACAAGGCUGAUAGGAUUCAGAAUGCUAUUCUCAGUACAAUCGCAGAGGGGAAAUAUCGAACAGCUGACCUUGGUGGCUCGUCAACAACAACUGAUUUUACUAAGGCUAUUUGCGAUCACCUUUAAAGAUUGUUUCUUUGUAACAUUUCUAGUUUUGCAUUGGGUUUCGUUGCAGUUUGAUAGCAAUUUUCUUUUUUCACCGAAGAUUAAAUGUUUUCUUCUCUUAUUUAAGAGGAAUAAAAUCACAUCAUCUUGAUGGCUAAGGAGCUAAUCUUCUGAACUCCCUAUCUUCUGCCAUGGAGAGAGAACAUAUGGCAUUAUUUAAAAUCGUAACGCAUUGUACAGUCCACUUGUAUUUUGGCAGAUGGCCAUGCACUGUCUCAAGGUGAAGAAAACAUGCAGGUUUAGAGGCCUUUUAUUUAUCAUCAAAUAAACCAUGAAGAUGAUGUGUUUCUUACUCUCUGUCUUUCAUUUCCAGACUUAGACAAGAUGCAUUUUUGACAUAUUACU